AGUCUCCUGCGCGGGCCAGCCUGGGCUUCCGCGGCGCUCGGCUCUGCGGCGCCCACGGUCCUCGAGGGCACGUUUGCGGAGAGGGUGGCGCGAUACACCGGCGUGUGUGGCUCCAUCUUUUCAGAUCUGGGCGUGGCCGUGACCAGCUUCUUCGUGCUGGCCUGCUGCGCGGGCACGGAGACGGCCAUAACCACGCUGUGGCCGUGGAAGGCUGGGCCCGUCGGAGAGAGACGUGCGGGUGAGAGGCUUGUGUGGGAAUCUAGUCGUUUUCCGCUUCUUCGUCGUCGUCGUCGUCCCGAA
Molecule: messenger RNA, 300 nt
Organism: Prorocentrum cordatum
Lineage: Eukaryota; Dinophyceae; Prorocentrales; Prorocentraceae
Source: the annotation of a GenBank genome assembly